CUCUACCAUCACCAGUUUCUUCAUUCUCGUAGAACACAUCUCCCCUCAAUCCUCCUUCUGCAAAUUUAUCAGGUUCAUUCUUUGAUAAACCGCAAAAAUGGGUGCCGCCGUCGAAGAUAAGAAGUCCUUCAUGGGCAUGCCCGGCUUCGUUGUCGAUUUCUUGAUGGGUGGUGUCUCCGCCGCCGUCUCCAAGACUGCUGCUGCUCCUAUCGAGCGUGUCAAGCUCCUGAUCCAGAACCAGGAUGAGAUGUUGAAGUCUGGUCGUCUCGACCGCAAGUACGACGGUAUCUCUGAGUGCUUCAAGCGUACCAUCAACCAGGAGGGUGUCGCUUCCCUCUGGAGAGGAAACACCGCCAACGUCAUCCGUUACUUCCCUACCCAGGCCCUUAACUUCGCUUUCCGCGACACCUACAAGGCCAUGUUCGCCUUCAAGAAGGACCGUGAUGGUUACGCCAAGUGGAUGAUGGGUAACCUCGCAUCCGGUGGUGCUGCUGGUGCCACUUCCCUCCUCUUCGUCUACUCCCUCGAUUACGCCCGUACUCGUCUUGCCAACGAUGCCAAGAACGCCAAGAGCGGUGGUGACCGCCAGUUCAACGGCUUAGUCGAUGUUUACAAGAAGACCCUCGCUUCCGAUGGUAUUGCCGGUCUUUACCGUGGUUUCGCUCCCUCCGUUGUUGGUAUCGUCGUCUACCGUGGUCUCUACUUCGGAAUGUACGAUUCCAUCAAGCCAGUUCUCCUCGUCGGCCCUCUUGAGGGUAACUUCCUUGCUUCUUUCGCUCUCGGAUGGUCUGUCACCACUGGUGCUGGUAUCGCUUCUUACCCUCUGGACACUAUCCGUCGUCGCAUGAUGAUGACCUCUGGCGAGGCCGUCAAGUACAAGGGCUCCUUCGAUGCUGGUCGCCAGAUCAUCGCCAAGGAGGGUGUCAAGUCUCUCUUCAAGGGUGCUGGUGCCAACAUCCUUCGUGGUGUUGCCGGUGCCGGUGUCCUGUCCAUCUACGAUCAGAUGCAGCUGAUCCUUUUCGGAAAGGCCUUCAAAUAGAUAACUCGACCAUAAGUAGUAGUCGAUAAAAAUGGAGUGUGACGGAGGGUUCUGAUAAUGGUGUGCCGCGGUGGACGUUGUUGUUGGGAGCCGAGUGGAUAAGUUGUUGCAGACAUCCAUUGCCAUGGUUCUGGAGCAGCUUGCGGUUGUUAAGGGUAGACCUUGAUGCUGCUGUACUUUAUAGCCUACGCAAUUUUUUCCUGAUGUAUUUCUCUUGACUUUUGAUAACGAUCAAACACCCCACUGGAUUUUACUUUUUUCUCUUCGUUGGCUGUUUUGCGCGCACAUGCGACGAUAGAUAUGGGACUUGAUUAUGAAAUAGAGAGGCU
Messenger RNA from Pseudogymnoascus destructans, 1368 nucleotides. RefSeq lists its product as uncharacterized. Lineage: Eukaryota; Fungi; Ascomycota; Leotiomycetes; Thelebolales; Thelebolaceae. Bases 98 to 1039 code for a protein of 313 amino acids. The transcript has 5 exons. The record is from RefSeq and is a predicted model, not a curated record. Gene Ontology annotation, cellular component: mitochondrial inner membrane. Gene Ontology annotation, biological process: mitochondrial ADP transmembrane transport; mitochondrial ATP transmembrane transport. Gene Ontology annotation, molecular function: ATP:ADP antiporter activity.